Thrips palmi is the source of this 2294-nucleotide messenger RNA. RefSeq names its product minor histocompatibility antigen H13. Bases 92 to 1210 code for a protein of 372 amino acids. Gene Ontology annotation, biological process: membrane protein proteolysis. The record is from RefSeq and is a predicted model, not a curated record. Gene Ontology annotation, molecular function: aspartic endopeptidase activity, intramembrane cleaving. Lineage: Eukaryota; Metazoa; Arthropoda; Insecta; Thysanoptera; Thripidae. Gene Ontology annotation, cellular component: membrane; cytoplasmic side of endoplasmic reticulum membrane; lumenal side of endoplasmic reticulum membrane. The transcript is spliced from 8 exons.
GAAACUGUAACCACUGUAACCCAGCGACGCGGCAACGCGUCGUUCCUGCUGUUCGUCUGCUGCGGGGCUUCCGAGUACACACACACACAACAUGGCUGACGUAGUGGAAGAUGUUGUGACCCAAGUGAAGGAUUUUCUGACAGAUUCGCCGGUGAAUGGCACCCGCAAGACGCCGGCCACCCCCGAGGGGAUGGCCAUGGCCUACACCAGCCUGGUGGUCAUGGCUGUCCUGCCCAUCUUCUUCGGCGCGCUGCGGUCCGUGCGCUACCGCAAGGUGCAGAUGGAAUCUGGCACCAAACCAGAAACUAUGACAAAGAAGGACGCAGCCGUCUUCCCCCUGGUUGCUAGUGCUGCGUUAUUUGGCCUCUAUCUAUUUUUCAAGAUUUUCUCUAAGGAGUACGUUAACUUAUUGCUGACUGGAUACUUCUUCAUACUAGGUGUUAUCACUCUUACGCACUUAGUGAGUCCUCUGAUAAAUACACUUGUACCUGCUGCUAUACCAAACACACCAUUCCACUUGCAUUUUAAGUGUGGAAGUGGAGAUGAGGAAGAAGAUAUUAUCAACUAUAAAUUUACCUCACAUGAUAUUGUGUCUCUGAUCUGUUGUUCAGUAUUUGGAGCGUGGUAUUUAUGGCAGAAGCACUGGGUUGCCAACAACCUCUUUGGCAUCGCAUUUGCCAUCAGUGGAGUUGAAAUGCUCCACCUGAACAACAUUGUGACUGGCUGUAUUCUACUCUGUGGUCUGUUUGUCUAUGACAUCUUCUGGGUAUUUGGUACCAAUGUCAUGGUCACUGUGGCAAACUCGUUUGAAGCUCCAAUCAAAUUGGUAUUUCCUCAAGAUCUCCUUGAGAAAGGUCUGUCUGCCAGCAACUUUGCAAUGCUUGGCCUAGGAGAUAUUGUCAUUCCUGGCAUUUUUGUUGCACUUCUUCUGCGAUUUGACCACAGCCUGAAGCGCAACACAAGAACAUACUUCUACUCAACUCUCAUUGCCUACCUUUUGGGUCUGCUGGCAACCAUUUUUGUGAUGCAUGUUUUCAAGCACGCACAGCCUGCCCUGCUGUAUCUUGUGCCAUGUUGCAUUGCAGUCCCGUGUGGUGUUGCCCUCAUCAAAGGAGACCUCAAAGCCUUGUUUGCAUAUGAAGAUUAUGAAGCAUUCGUAGAGGUUGCUAGCAAGAAACCAGCCUCUUCGAAAGAAAAGAAGCAAAAGUAAUGUCUCUAGCUAAUAGAUUAUAUUUUUUGUCCGAAUUGUAAAUGUUGCACAUUUCCAGACAAACUUUCUUGUGACCUCUUUGUUUUUACAAGUUGUGCUACAAAAAGUAUGCGCAAUGAUAUAACUAAUUUAGGACAUACUUCAUGGUCAGUGGAUUCAGAAGUUGAAUGCUCACUUUAUGUUUCAUCUUACUUCCCUUGCAAUCUUGAGUCAACGAGAUGCAAUGACUCCAGUAUUCUUGUCUUUGAUAAUUUCAUAUGCGGUCGUGAGUAAUCGUAAUUGGUCCCCUAAUUUAAGCAAGGAUAGAUCAAUGUGCUGUGUCACCGUUUUGUUUUAGUUUGUCUUCCACAUAUCUGUGCUUCCUCAACUUGAUUAUGUCAUGUCAUAUUGAUAUGUUCUCAUUCCAUUAUUGUAGCCUUGCACACAAUAGUUUUUGUUUAAUGUAGACAUGGCGUACAAGCAAUUUUCAUUGAUACUUGUUUCGUACCUCGUUCUUUAAAUUGUAUUAUUGACUAUUGCAAGCUGAUAACUUUUUAAGCGUGACAGGUUUUGUGUGCUCCUAUGCUUCCCUAUGUUUGUUGUCUGUACUUAUUUGGAAUUGUGAUAUCUGUGUUUGAAGAGCCAUGUUUGGAACUGCAAGAAGUCAGGAAGCCCAUCUGUACUGUAAAUAGUCAUUCUGCACAAAGAGAUUGUUGUGUCGUCCUACCUAAGUGAUGCUGUUGAUCUGUAUUUGAUGAUCAUUGUCAUGAAGAGUUGACUGAUUUUACUGAGCUGUAUAUACUGCAUCUGAAAAGAACUAUCACAGUAAAGAGCGAAGCUUGCAUAUAUGAGAUGCGCAUUUAGACACUUUGUCUCAUAUGAUUAUAAGAGUGACAUAUUUUUAUUUAUAAAUAAAUAGAGAAUUUUUUGUAGCAAUUACAAAGUUAUUUUGUUUUUUCUCUGAUAUCCUGUAAAUUGAUGUUCUCUGUUUUCUGCCAAAUUAAUGCUUGUACAUAUAACAACAUGUUCAAGCUGGAUAUUUUAUGUGUUUGUGUAAGGUGAUUUCUGAUUUUCACUAAAUUAUAAAUGAUGGUAAUAAUAAUGA